AUGGGAUACUUAAAACUUUUGCUGGUUGAGAAUUUCAAAUCCUGGCGGGGACAGCAAUGCAUUGGACCAUUCAAGAAAUUCACUUGUAUCAUUGGUCCUAAUGGUUCAGGGAAAUCAAAUGUAAUGGAUGCCCUCAGCUUUGUAAUGGGUGAAAAAACAUCUAAUUUAAGAGUGAAGCACAUUCAGGAACUGAUACAUGGAGCUCAUGUUGGAAAGCCAGUUUCUUCAAGUGGAAGUGUAACAAUGGUGUAUGUAGAAGAAAAUGGGGAACAGAAAAAAUUUUCAAGGAUUAUUCGAGGCAAUGGAUCUGAGUUUCUUGUUAAUGAUACUGCUGUCAACCGAUCUAUGUAUACAAAGGCACUUGCUGAAAUUGGCAUAAUUGCAAGAGCAAAGAAUUGUCUAGUUUUUCAGGGUGAAGUUGAAGCAAUUGCAAUGAAGAAACCCAAAGAAAGAACACAGCUUUUUGAACAAAUUAGUAACUCGGGAGAGCUUGCUGCUGAAUAUGCAGAAAGGAAGAGGGAUUUGCAAAAGGCAGAAGAAGAUGCACAGUUCAGUUACAACAAGAAGAAAAAUGUGGCAGCUGAGCGCAAACGUGCAAAAUUAGAGAAAGAAGAGGCAGAGCAUUAUCAGGAGUUGUUUGAAGAAUUGACAGAACAUAAAAAGCAGUUGCAACUUCUCCGAUUGUAUCACAAUGAGCAAAAAAUCAAUUUUCUCUAUAAUAAACUGGCUGGAAAAACUAAGAUUAUUGAUACUAAGAAAAUGGCUGUUUCUGAUGCAGAAGAAAUCAUGAAAGCCAAGAAAUCUGCUUUUGGGAUGUUAACUAGAAGCAGUCAGCGCAUUGAAAAAGAAAUUAGGGCUCUAGAAAUUACAUUAAACCAAAAGAGGUCUCAGUAUAUUAAAGCAAAGGAAAAAACUUCUCACCAAAUUAAAAAAGUAGAUAUGGCUAAAAAUAAGUUAAGAGAUCAUAUGAAAGAGCAAGCCAAGCAAGAAGAAGGUAGAAGGGAAUUGGAGCUGGAGUUGAUUGAGAUUGAUAAAGUUUGGAAAGCAUUUGAAAAAAGGGUUGAAGAAGAGGCACAAUAUAGAGAAAGAGAAGUUUUCCUGGAAGAAAGUCAGGUAAAGCAGUAUCAGGAAUUGAAAGAAUUAGUUCAUAAAAAAGUAGCCACAUUAACUCAGCAACGGGAAAAACUGCUAUGGGAGCAGAAGGCAGAUAAAGAAAAGAUGUCAUUUGAUCGGCGGAGACAAAAAGAAACUGAGGAAAAUAUAAAGCGUGUCUUAGAACAGAUAGAAGAUAAUGAAAGAAGAAUGGAAAAGCUUGUGGAAUACAGUAGGACAUGCUCGGAAUCUUUAGAAGAAAAAAAGCAAGAAGAAGAAAAACUGACAAAUGAGAUUCAAACUUCAAAGAUCAGAAUAGGCAAAAUAAAUGAAGAACUGAGUAAAGUUGUUAGUGAUUUGCAGAAUGCUAGAAUUGAUGUCCAUGAAGGAAAACGCCAGCAGAAGAGGGCAGAAAAUUUGGAGAGCCUCAAAAGAUUAUAUCCUGAUUUUGUGUUUGGAAGACUCGUAGACUUGUGUCACCCCAUCCAUAAAAAAUACCAGCUUGCUGUCACCAAAGUUUUUGGCAAAUACAUGACUGCAAUUGUUGUGGCCUCAGAAAAGGCAGCUAGAAAUUGCAUUCGUUUCCUCAAGGAAGAAAGAGCUGAGCCGGAAACGUUCCUUCCUCUGGAUUACCUUGAAAUUGAACCAAUCAAUGAACAGUUAAGAGAAAUAAGAGGAGCAAAACUGCUGAUAGAUGUCAUACAAACAUCUUUUCCUCCAUUGAAGAAAGUUAUUCAGUUUGUCUGUGGAAAUGGCCUUGUAUGCGAAACAGUAAAGGAAGCGAAACAUUUAGCAUUUGAUGGCCAACAGCGACAGAAAACAGUGGCUCUUGAUGGAACUUUGUUUUUGAAAUCUGGAAUAAUUUCUGGGGGCUCAAGCUAUUUGAAACUGAAGGCUAAAUAUUGGGAAGAAAAAGAAGUAAAUGAACUUAAGGAACGACGGGAGAAGCUAAUGGAUGAACUAAAGACCUUACUGAAAAUUAAACACAAGGAAGCUGAUUUAAAGCAUUUACAAGCUCAGUGCCAAGGAAUUCAAACACGAUACAAAUAUUCACAAAAUGAACUAGAGAUUCUUAAGAAAAAACGUCUGGCUAAUUUCUAUAAGGAAAAAUCUAUGCUGGAAAGUGAAAUGGUUAAUAUACAGUCGCAGUACACCAUGCUGAAUGAAGGAGUCUUACAAAGAACUGAAAAAACGAAUGAGCUAAAAAAACAAAUUAACGAGGUGGAAGACAAUGUUUUUCAUGAAUUUUGUGAAGAAAUUGGUGUAGAGAACAUUCGUGUAUAUGAAAAAGAACACAUACAAAAGCAAGAAGAAGUUGACAACAAGAGAUCUGAAUUUGAAAACCAGAAGACAAGACUAAAUACACAACUUGAGUUUAUUUACAGUCUUGUAGAAAAGAUGGUAAAGAAAAAUAGCGUGCUAAAGGCAGAUAUUCAAAAAGAAGAAGCUGAAAUAAUUCACCUGAAAAAGGAUGAAGAAAACUUUUUACAAAUGGUAAAUGAAGCCAUGAAAGAAUUACAGCAGCUUAGGGAAAGGCAGAAUAUUAAUAAAAGUGAUAUUGCAAGAGCACAGAGUGAAGUUGAAGAAUCAAGGAAGGCGCUAUUAACUUUAAAUAGAGAGUUAGCAACAUUACAAAAGGAAGCAGGAGCUAUUGAGACCUCUCUGGAACAGAAGAAAUUAGAGAGGCAUAACAGGCUUCUUGAUUGCAAGCUACAAGAUCUAAGGAUAAGCCUUCUUUUGGGAUCUCUGGAUGAAAUUAGUGAAAUUGAGCUGGAACCUGAUACUGAAAGCACAGAAGUCUCUGCAGAUAUCUAUGAAAGAGAGGAGGCACUUCAGAUAGACUAUAGCAGUCUUAGCGAACAGUUAAAGGAAUUGCAAUCGGACAAAGAGAUUGAAAGUCACUUAGAACAACUUCAGCAAGAAGUGGCAUGUAAAGAAAAUGUUCUGUUAAAAACAACAGCACCAAAUCUCAAAGCACUGGAGAAGCUUCAUAUUGUUACAGGCAGAUUCCAAGAAUCUGUCAAUGCAUUUGAAGUCCAUAGGAAGGAAGCCAGAUUAUGUAGGCAAGAAUUUGAAAAAGUGAAAAAAAAGAGAUACGAGAGAUUCAGCCAGUGUUUUGAGCAUGUGUCAGUCGCUAUUGAUCAGAUCUACAAGAAACUUUGUAGAAACAACAGCGCUCAGGCCUUCCUUAGUCCAGAGAAUCCCGAAGAACCGUACUUGGGAGGCAUCGGCUAUAACUGUGUAGCUCCUGGGAAACGAUUUAUGCCAAUGGACAACCUGUCAGGUGGAGAAAAGUCUGUUGCAGCUUUGGCUCUAGUGUUUGCGAUGCACAGUUUUAGGCCUGCUCCAUUUUUUGUUUUAGAUGAAGUUGAUGCAGCUUUAGAUAACACAAACAUUGGAAAAGUAUCAAGCUUUAUUAGGCAGCAAUCAGAAGAAAGGUUUCAGAUUAUAAUUAUUUCUUUGAAGGAAGAAUUCUAUUCCAAAGCAGAUGUUUUAAUUGGAGUCUGCCCUAAACAAGAUGACUUUAUGUUUAGUCAGAUCCUGAUCCUCGAUCUUACUCGGUAUCCAGACUCUGAAGAGAAUGAAAGGCUGAAAUCGAAGAAGAGCUUUCUGCUUUAAUGCCUGUUGGUUCUACUAAGUUACAGCUCUAGAUAAAGUUAUAUGAUUCCUGUUGCACUGGUUAAAUGUGUAGUUAGUAAAUCACUUACUUCAGUUUAAAACAAUGCCAUGAAAUACUUAAUGUAGAACUGUUAAACUUUCUGUAUUAUGUCAUUCAAGUAUACUUUUUGGGGGUGAACGUUGAUUGUUCAUAUCUGCAGUAUCUGAGACCCAAACUAGAAAUUCAAACAAAGGAAUAGUAGUACAUGUUGUAAUAAAAGCAAAAAAGGGGGGAUUGAAGAAAACAAGACUUUCUAUUGUUUUUCUUCUUGUAGUUUCAUCAUUAACCUGAAAGAUCCUACAUACAUACAUAUUGCCAGCACAUAUAAAACUAUCAGAGACUAAAGCAGUAGGAUUAAGACUUAAGUACUAUAUAGGGAAGGGCAGUAUAGAAGGCUAUAAGGCUUUGGUUGCUUUUGUGUAUUAGUUCUAUCUUUUAAUUGUGCAUUUUUUAUUUGAUCAGGGCUUUGGGGUGAUAUUAGAAAUAUCUGCAUAUACGUCAUAACUGCCUAUCAUUCUGGUCACCAAUUGCAGCAUUUCAAGGGAAUGCUAAUCUAGUUUCAGAUGAACAUCUAUAGACAGUGUGACGUACUGAUUGGAGAUUUCAAAUAAUAGUUCUUGAUGUAGAACGUCCACUGUAUACACUUGCAUUUGAAGAUUGUUAAGUAAAACAAUUCUAGCUUUCAGAUAUCAAGUUUCGUAUCUGCUAUGAGUCUUUUCUAUAUGGAGAGCUAAACUUUAUUGCAAGCUGGAGUGAAAUUUACCAUCUAAUUUCAUAUUGACAUAAAUUUAAUUAUACCUUACUAGAUUUUUAUUACAUGACAUUACAUUGGUAAAGGAUGCAUUAUGCUUUAUAUCAGUUCA
Messenger RNA from Thamnophis elegans (Western terrestrial garter snake), 4614 nucleotides. RefSeq names its product structural maintenance of chromosomes 1B (gene SMC1B). Gene Ontology annotation, molecular function: ATP binding; DNA binding; protein binding. The record is from RefSeq and is a predicted model, not a curated record. NCBI's taxonomy places the organism in Eukaryota, Metazoa, Chordata, Lepidosauria, Squamata, Natricidae. Bases 1 to 3711 code for a protein of 1236 amino acids. The transcript is spliced from 25 exons. Gene Ontology annotation, cellular component: chromosome; nucleus; cohesin complex. Gene Ontology annotation, biological process: sister chromatid cohesion.